ACGGUUCAGAGUUCACUCUGGUGCACGUGGUUUAAAAUGGCUGCGCCCUUCACUAAAUAAUGAUACAGAAGAAAAUAUUGAAACAGCUAAACGUUAAACCCCACCAAAGAAGAAGAAACAGCUAAACAUUUACAGAACAUAGCUACAUUAGAGCUGAAACAUCGUCAAGGGAAUCUUGUUGAAGAUGUCAGAAAACAGCAAUGUCGUUGUACAGAAAGGCACCAGCCGCACAGUUUCCAGAGCCCUGAUCAUUCAAAUGAUGGCGGAAAAUUUCGAACGGUUGCCUGAACUUGACAGGAAAAUCUUCACCUAUGGCCCCAUGUACCUGGGAGGUAAUGGGGCAUUUGCAGGACUGAUUGCCAACAGCUUAUACAGGAGAGCACUGAAUGUCACUCAAGGGCGUUUUACAUCAAAUCUCCCAAUGGCUGUCCUACCAUUCUUGACAACAGUGGCCAUGUAUAAUGUAGCUGUAUCCAAACCAUUAUUGUCUGGUGACCUUAACUGUCCAACCUGUGUCCUGAUAAGAGGUGCCCUUGUCGGCGCAGUUGCUGCUGGCGUAUAUCCUAUUCUGUUGGCUUUGCCUGUGAAUGCAGGCCUUGCAACCAGGUACAACACUACACCAUUGCCAGAAAAGGGAAACGUCCUCCGUUUUUGGAUGAACGUUACCCAACCCAUCUUAAGGAAAAUGGGUGUUGUGAUAGUACUACAGGUGUUCUUUGGAACCUACCUAAGCUCCAGACACUUUGACAGCUACUUGAAGUUGAUUCAGUUGUCCACCUCAAAUGGCGAGGAGCUUCAGGAUUAAAACAGUUUCAAACAAA
This is a messenger RNA of Oncorhynchus gorbuscha (pink salmon), 821 nucleotides long. It is a transcript of the gene tmem126a, whose product is annotated as transmembrane protein 126A. The coding region runs from base 185 to 805 and encodes 206 amino acids. The record is from RefSeq and is a predicted model, not a curated record. Gene Ontology annotation, cellular component: mitochondrion. Gene Ontology annotation, biological process: mitochondrial respiratory chain complex I assembly. The transcript has 5 exons. NCBI's taxonomy places the organism in Eukaryota, Metazoa, Chordata, Actinopteri, Salmoniformes, Salmonidae.